ACGCCCAGCAAAAGGACGGAAGUCUUCCAUCACUUCAUUAGGUGAAAAAUCAUGCAGACAUCUUUUCAUCAAAGACAUGUCUGCAAGUGGUGUUUCAGAGAAAAUUGAAAAGAUAGCUGAGGGUGACUCUAAAAAUAAUAGUAUAAGAGCUAAUGAAGACGAGCAAGAGGAAGAGGGGUUAAAUGUCAAAAAAUCAUUGCAAGAAAGUGAUUUAAAUGCCUGGUUAGAAAAGGGUGCUAUAUUGGAGCAUGGAAUGGAUUACUCACCAGAACAGCAGGUGCAUUUGAUCAAGCAUAUGUCCCUAAACAGCCCUUUAGGUGACAAUAUACCUACUGCAAUCACACCCAUUGGUUCCCCUCAUAUGGAUCCCUGGUCAUCUCCAAUAUCUAGUUGCUCUGGGUGUUCCUCCUGUGUUUCCUCGGAAGUGGAAUCUCCAUUGCUAUUUCAGGUGAAGGCAGCCAGUCAGACCAUAGAGUCCAGUGGAGAAGAUUUUGAUGUGGACUUGCCACUGACAGAAGAGGCAGUAUGUAAUAUGCCAUAUAUCAGCUCUCCUGCCAGAGAGUCAAGUGAUGUGACAGAAGUAAAAAAACAGCAGCAGGGAGAAGAGACACAAACUGAAGAGAAAAAGGAUAUGGAAAGCAUUUUUGAGACAAAUAGCCCAAAACCAGAGGGCAGUAGCCUUCCUAUACCAAUACCAUCCACUAACUUGAAUACAGGCACACACAAGUUUCUGAGCCCAGUGAAGGACCCUAGUUCUCUUGGUUCUCUUGGUGAUGAAUGUAAGGUCUUGAAGCUAGAGACGAACAUCACUGUCUCAAGUUUUGGUAGCACAUCAAGCAACUGGACUGCAAUCAGCGGAAUCAGUCCACUCCCCUCGAGCCUUACUAAUUCCCAUCACCACCACCACCAUAAACAUCACCAUCACCACCACCACCAUCACCAUCAUCACCACCACCAUCACCACCAUCAGCAUCCUAAUAGUAACCUUAAUCAUCAGCAGUUGGAUCAAAGUAAAGAUGUACUUGUCACAAGUACUCCAAUAAACAAGAAGAUAACAUUAGAUGUGAUGGAUUUGUCUGCUGUAACAACAAACCCUGAUCAAGAAGAAUCUCCUUACCUGAUGCCCAGAGAAUCUCGGUUUGUCUACUCCUCAGAACUCAAGUUCAUGGAUACACUGUAUUCACAAGGAAGCAUAAUGGAGAUGGACUCACGAGGGGAAGACAUAGGACUAUCACAGCCAUCAGGGACACCACUGUCAGGAAGUGACAAGGAAAAUAUAGCACCUAGCAGUGCCCCAUGCUCAGUCAGCCACUCUGGACCAGAUCCUAGUGCCAUUGCAGAUAAAGCACAAGCUGGAAAUAAGCAGACUGACCUCAAUGAAAAUUAUUUGGAAUAUGGGCUCUCCAGAGGUAAUAUGGAUAGCCUUCCAAACAGAGUGUUUCUUGACAGUCCAAUUUUAGGAAAAGAUAUGUUAAAG
This is a messenger RNA of Penaeus vannamei (Pacific white shrimp), 1477 nucleotides long. The record is from RefSeq and is a predicted model, not a curated record. Lineage: Eukaryota; Metazoa; Arthropoda; Malacostraca; Decapoda; Penaeidae.